UAUCUAGACCUCAUGAUUAUACUUUUUUUUCCAGCAUAUAAUUGCAAGUAAUGGCUCGUGUAAAAACGGUUUGCAUAUCCAAUGGUAUAAGUUUUUGUAAUAUACUCUGAUGUUGUUAUGUUCAAAUUGAAUUUAGACCAAUCUUCAAAAGAUUCAAUAUGGAUAUUUCUUUUAUUGUGAAAGAGUUGUAUGUCUGAUCAACAUGUUGGAACUGCUCAUGUCAAGAUUUGUUUUAAUAAUGGAAAAAAUUCAUUGACAUCAACAAUGAUGGACAACUGCCAGUUAGGCGAGAACAACUCAUCAUCAACUGUUGUGGAAACGUCAGGGUUUAUUUAUUAUAUAUCUGCCGAAUGAAAGAAAAAACUUAAUUAGCUUGGUAUUUUUACAAAAUAAAUAAAUAAAAUCUAUCUCAUUUAUACUGCACUUCUACGUUUCAGGCAGCCAAGUUCAGCUAAUGCUUGAAAGAGGUCUUCUUACAAUGCUUGGUUCUUAAUUGCUAACUUGAUGUAAAAUUGUAGCAGAUAGCUAUUUUAGAUUAAUUGCUAGAGUCUGUGGCUGUUGAUAAGUGUGUAUUGAGAUUGAUUUGUUAGCUUUCUUAGUGAAGGGAUUAGUUUUGUUGGUCAUCUUGACAAAACCUGUAAACUUGCUAUCAUCAAGAGGACCUUGACUUUUUGUUCUUGUUCUUGAACUAGGACAGCCCAUGUUCAUAGAAAAUGAGUGUUUGUUGUUAAUCUACUUUUGUGGUGGUUACAUGCCAAUUCCAUAUACAAUUUAUAAAAGAAAUCAUUUGGAUUUUUUUUUUUUUUCAUUUUCAGGGAAGCUGUGAGCUGCCAGUAUUGCAAAGGUAAAUUUUGAAGCAUUAGUUUUUCUUUAACUUGUUGACCUCAUAAGUUAUGACAUGCUGUGAUGCUACUGCACUUCCCUUUCUUUUUCCCAUGUUACUAAGAAUGUAUAACUUUAACGUCUAGACUUCUACUCUACCUAUGACUAUGAAAAAAAUCAGGUUUCAUGUUUCAGUUUUCCAUCAGCAACUUGAGCUCUAUGUGCAUGGGCAAGACAUUGUAGAUUGCAUCUAGUGUGAUUAUGUUGAGCUUCUCUUUUGACAUAUGAGCACGUCCUUUUUUCUUUUUUGCAUGACAUUUCUUGAUUGUGCUGAGAUGGAGAAAAUUUCAGUCAAGAAGAUCGACAAAAGAGGUACAUAAACAUUUGUCAUUUUUCUUUGUUGGAAAUGAAGUGAACGAUCAUCUGCACCAGUAUUCUUUGUUGUUGAGACCGCAUGUUAGAAUUUGACAUAAUGUUAGAUGUGGUAAAUUAAUACAUUAAAAACACUUUAAAUGUCCUAGCCAAAAGCAAUAUUUUGAGCAAAGAAAACGGCAACAACAAUAGCAGACAACUGGGCUAGACAGCUUUUCUGAUGGAAUGAAGACAUGCAGUCAGCAUCAAAAUAAUAAUCGAUCACUGGACAUUCUUAGUUUGCUUAACUUAUCAAUAGUUGUUCAAAAUUGCGAGUCAAGCUGCCGCAGUGUUACAGAGCAUUUGAUGAGUAUGAGGGGAUUGAAGUUGCUUGGAACCAGAUCAAACUCUAUGAUUUCCUGCAAAGCCUUGAAGAUCUUGAGAGGCUCUACUGUGAAAUUCAUUUGCUUGAGACAUUGAAACACCACAACAUUAUGAAGUUUUACACUUCUUGGGUUGAUACUGCAAACAAGAACAUCAAUUUUGUCACUGAAAUGUUCACUUAUGGGACUCUAAAACAGUAUAGGCAAAAGCACAAGAGAGUCAACUUUAGAGCAGUGAAGCAUUGGUGCAGACAGAUCUUGAAAGGUCUUCUCUAUCUCCAUAGCCAUGACCCACCAGUCAUCCACAGAGAUCUCAAGUGUGACAACAUUUUUAUCAAUGGCAACCAAGGGGAAGUGAAAAUCGGCGAUCUUGGCCGUGUGGCAAUUCUUCGAAAAUCCCAUGCUGAUCACUAUGUUGGGACACCAGAGUUCAUGGCUCCAGAAGUAUAUGCUGAGGAAUACAAUGAAUUGGUUGAUAUUUAUUCCUUUGGGAUGUGCUCCUUGGAAAUGGUCACCUUUGAAUAUCCCUAUAGUGAAUGCACUCAUCCUGCUCAAAUCUACAAAAAAGUUAUCUCUGUACAAAACCUUUUUCAACAGAUGAUAUCCAGACCAAUGACGACUAUAGAUUCUAUGCUAUAUCAGCUGAGUUCAGUGAAUUUAGUAACAAGGACAAGACAUAAAUUAAAUCAUAACUCAUGGGGUUUGUCUUGAUGUUUUUCCUAUUAUUUUUU
Messenger RNA from Camellia sinensis, 2287 nucleotides. The record is from RefSeq and is a predicted model, not a curated record. Lineage: Eukaryota; Viridiplantae; Streptophyta; Magnoliopsida; Ericales; Theaceae.